Molecule: messenger RNA, 1440 nt
Organism: Biomphalaria glabrata
Lineage: Eukaryota; Metazoa; Mollusca; Gastropoda; Planorbidae
Exons: 10
Coding region: 143-1309 (388 amino acids)
Source: RefSeq, a predicted model, not a curated record
ACCAUCAGGCCAGGUGAAUGACUUGAAGGUUGACGGGAAUGAGACUUCAGGGUGAGGCAUAUAAGGUGAAGGCAGACUGGAGAGAGGCACAGCAGAACUGAACAAGUCCAGGCAACAGCAUCAACAGCUGAGGAGUGUCAAAAUGUCAAGGUCAAUGGUAUUCUUAGUGUUGUCUGCACUGAUAACUUAUGUCACAGCUCAAAGUCAGCCGUGUAGCGGCAAAUACUGUAUCGAGGGUCAAGCUCAGUGUAUCAAUGACAGCUGUGUCUGCAACAACCCACCCUACACCCACGGAGACGGCUACUUCAACUGUUACAGGAAAAGCCAAAUUGCUGCUGAAAUUCUGAACGAUCCAGUCCUGAACACUUUUGGCAACGAGUCGGACUCCUUGACUGUUCCUUGUCGUAUCUUGGUAGUGAACACGAAACUAGAGUUAAAACGUUACGUUGGCAAGCCCACCAACAUUGGAUUCUGUUAUGUUCAGGUACACAGUUUCCAGUCAAGGUCCCGUGGUAAAUUUUAUGUGUCUGGUUAUGAAGUUGCCAUCAAACUUGAAUACUCUUAUGGUACUGUAAAGAAUGUAUCCUCCAUUGUCUUUGGACCCCAAGGGGGGGUCCAAGAGAACGGUACUGACAACGCCUUCCUGCCUGAUGGACCCUACGCCAAUGACAACGUGGACUACAAUGACACUGCCAACAACGUUCGCAUCACACGUUACUACGACAGCAACAACGACCAGUACGUUUUUGAGGCGGACGCCUGCGGUAUUAGAGCCACAUUGGUACCAUACGACACAGUUUCAGGACUAGACAGAGUUAGAGUUCCAGGAGUCUCUGUGGCUAUCAACUGCAUACAUCAUCCCAAGUAUUUUGACAUCGCCAAUAGUGUCGGAAUCAUUCCCAAAAGCUCUGGAGGUUACACCCUACAAGACAUACAGAGCUUUUAUCCAGGCACCACUGUAGAGCAAGCUUUGUCAGUCUUUGCUUUCACGAGAAACACAACGCAAACACAGCCUUACGUUAGCACUGAAUGCCCACUGGUCAAAUCCUCUCUGCUAAGCUGUGACAGCACCAACCUGCCAGUGGCCGUGAAUAAAUGCGAUUUUAUUUUCAAGUCUCCCAAGUUCGUGGACUGCAUCUCAGGCGCUGGCUCUUCUACAUCGGUUCCACUUCAGCUGUACAGGGCGUGUGUUGAUAAUUACUGCGGUGCAAGUAACCAGUGCGCCACCAUCCAGGGCAUCGUAGGAACAUGCACUGUGAACACAGGUCCUCAGCUAACCACCCUGCUCGCCGAAGCUUGCGCUCCUUAAAAUAAAAUGUCAAAGGGACGCUAUCGACGACAAAUGACCAUUCAAAUAAGUCAGAUGGAGUACUUACCCUUGUAUUGUCUUGUCGUUGUUUUUGUUGCAUAAGUUAGAUAAUAAAUAAAAUGUUUAUUGUA